CCGGGGGACCGGGAAGGAACGGAAGGAACCGGAGACACUACGGCGGCCGGGAGGGUCAAGACUAACACAGACACACAGAGACGGGGAAGUGAAUACAACAAGACGAGAAGAAGGUCUCUGAAGUAGCAGCAAGUUCUUAUCGGUCUCUUCAAAUUAUGGCUGGUGUUGUGGCAAUGGCAUCUGUCAUUGAGGACUUUGACACACAGCCUUGCAAGAAAUCUCGCAAAGAUGGUGGCAGUCCUGUUGUCAAGACAAUCACAAACUAUUUCUCUCCCGUGCCCAAGCCUGUGGAGAAACCCUUUUCACCUCCUCGCUCCAACAACAUCAGGGACUACUUUAGCCGGAAGGCUCCGUCCUCUAAAGAAAAGACCAGCUCACCUGAGCAGUCGAAAGAGAACUGUCAGACGUCUCAGACGCUUGCAGAAAAACACGCCAGCGCGGAUGCAGCGGUGAAACCGGCGUCUCAGAAACUUAGGAGGAAGACCAGCAAAGCUGCAAGAAAACUUUUGGAGGCUGAAACUGUAAGCUCCACAGAGGAUUGUUUGAUUGUAGAUGAACCACAUGAUGGCAGAGACUCAGCAGCAGAAGCAGUCAGCAGCUGCAGUGUUCUUGGCAGUGAUACAGCGGUCCUGAUGGCCCAGCUUACUGCUGAGGCUUGUAUCACUGAGGGAAACUCAGAGAGGAACUCCUCUAAGACUGUCAGGGUUGAGCAGACUGAAGAAGAUGCUUCCAAAUGUGGGAAAGGUGUCAGACUUAAUCCAGUACUGAACGGUAUUGAAUUAUCUCCAAUUGUACCUUCAAAAGAUAAAGCAAAAAAAGUCAAAACUGUUGCAGGAAAUUCUAGGAAGGCAAAACAUUCAGAGCCAGAGGAGGAAGAGAAAGAGAGCUCCUUGUAUGAUGUUAGUAUGGAGGUCAAUGUGGAUGAAGCCUCUCAGUUGAACAACAGCACCGUCACAAUCUCCUUUGAAGAUUUUGUGCGGAGUCAGAGCCAGGGUGAGGAUGAAGAUGACGUAGAAGACGUACAGGACAAAGAAGAUGAAAGGAAAAUCACAGAAGAAAUGGACACCGACCAGUUGGACAUCCCUAAAGCUGAAGAAAAUAUUGGUUCUGGGGAGUCACCUUUCCAAAUCUCACCCCGAACUGUCACCAUCCAGGCUGAAGUGCAUGUAGUCUCACCCAAGCAGGAAGCAGCCAUGGCGGGGGGAAAGUUAGCUUCUAUCUUCAACAGGAGAAAAGGGGCGAUGAGCCCUGCAGAGGCGGCGUCGUCUCCUCACGUAGAGGCUGGACACCAUCUCACUUCUACUUCUCUGAACGUCAAGCGUAAAUCCAACGUGGUUCUUCAAGAGGAAGAUCUAGAGCUGGCUGUGCUUGAGAGUGAAUCCGUGCCCAAGUGCACCGAAGUGGAGAGGAAGCAGUUCAUGUCUGCCUUCAAACAGCCCAGUCUGGAUGGGUCCAAAACCAAGCCUGGUAAGAGCCAGGGCAAACCGAAGCAGCCGGGAGCUUUGGAUGAUGCAGACAAAGCUGCUGAAGAAGACGCUGUAAGUCCACCCUCUGUUGAGGAAGUCCCUGCUGCCUCUCAGGAAAGCAAAGUAGCUAAAAAGAAACCUGUGAGAAAAGGCAGAAAGAAAGCUAAAGAAGAAAAGGAGGCAGUCACCACUCCUGCUGCUGCUGCGGAAGAAACAGUUGUUGUUGAAGUUAAUGAUAAAAGAGAGGAGCCUCCCAUCACCUCGACUCCCUCCAUCCCGGCGGCGAGGAGGUCGAGAAGAGAGGCUGUAGUCAGACAAGCACCUGAGGCCACACCAGCAACCCCGAUCAGAGAAACCAGGAGACGCAACAAGUCGAAGGACGCUGCUGCUGCUGCUGCUUCACCUGAUGACAGCGUUGCAGAGAUGACAACCCCAAAGAUGCGCAGGUCCAAACGCAGAGUCUUCGUAGCAGAGAUGGUGUCCCCAACUGAAGGAAAAGAAAGUCCAAUCAGGAUUAAAUUCACUAGAGUCCAUAAAAAUGUUUCCUUGACCAAGGCUGAAAGUGGAAGUUGCUUAAACACAUCUUUUGCUGCGAAAACAUCAAAUGACUCUAAAAAAAGGAGGCAGGCAAAGAAGUUGGUGGAGAAAGCCAAAGUGAUUCAGCAGAAUAAAAAAACUGCCGUCAAGGAGAAGAGCACCUUACGGCGUUCGUCACGAACUGAGAUGUCCACGAAGAAAAGCUACUGUGAAGACGAGGACUCUGUCAUCUGCCUGGGGGAGGACCAGACGGCACCAGAAAAGAGUAAAACCCAGAAGCCUUUACGCACUCUGAAUGAAGUUCUGGGAAAAGCCACAUCUGUUGGUAAAGAGAGUAAGACUGUCCCAGGCUCCAAAGGGGGGAAGAUGUCGGGGGUGAUUUCCAUCUUUGAUGACAGCAGCUCUGAAAACUCCCAGGAUGAUGAGCAGUUCAAGGCCCGCAGGGAGUUCUUGAAGAGCGGCCUGCCGGAGACCUUCAGGAAACAGAUCGCCAAGACCGCUGCCACCAGGGAGGCCUUCUCUCUCUCCUGUUCCUCCUUUCAACCAGUUAUUCACAUGAGCCAACCAUCAAACGAUUGCCCUCUUUGGAGUCUACUCUGGCCUGAGUCUUCGUUACUGCGUCAUCUGAAAGAGGUUUGGUGCCAAACAUCCAGCUCACCUCCACCUGUUAGUGGCUCCCUUUGUGUGAAGACAGAACCGGCCCGUAGAGCCUUUUGUGAACGGGGUUCUGGCUUUAGGCCGGAGAUCUCAGAAAGUGUCAGCCGGCUUCUACUGGAGGAGGUCAGCACCUCUAACCCUCCCUUCCCUGUUCAGAUGUUCAUCACUCGCUUCCUGAAGAGACGCGCUGAGCACCAGCAGCAGAGCGCCGCCUCAGAACCAGAAGCUUUCACAAGCACCACACUGCCAGCUGAACCAGUAGGAGGGAAGAGGAAGAGGACGGAUGAAAACGGGGAAAUGACGGUGAAGGUGGCGAAGAAGCAACGGGGCAACUGUGCAGAAGAAGAAAAAGAUCCCGAGCCUGAGCCAACAAGAAGGGGAGGCCGUACGAGACGAGCUCGGAGAUCGAGGCCAGAGGAGAAAGACCAGCCUUCAGUCAAACCUGCUCCCAUCCCGUCUGAAGAUGACUCCGUGGUUGUGAUCGGUGACUUGCUUUUGGGAGAGAACGCUGGAAAAAAAGAUGUGGUGAAGGAGGACGUGUUAUGGACAGACAAAUAUCAGCCCCAGCACUCCAGCGACAUCCUAGGCAACACCGCCUCAGUGAGGAGGCUGCACAGCUGGCUAAAGGAAUGGAAACUCCGUACAGACCGAGAGGAGAGGAAAAGGCAGAAAGACAAAAAACAAGAGGAAGGCAGCAAUGACUCAGACUGGGACUGCGGAGAAGAGGACUCCCAGGAUGGAGAGGACAUGUUGUGUAAUACGAUGCUGAUCACAGGACCUACCGGAGUAGGAAAGACUGCUGCAGUCUAUGCUUGUGCCCAGGAGCUCGGCUUCAAGGUGUUUGAGGUGAAUGCUUCAUCUCAGCGGAGCGGCCGUCUCAUUCUGUCCCAGCUGAAGGAAGCCACUCAGUCACACCAGGUGGACAGUCAGGGGGUCAACGCCCACAAACCCACCUACUUCAACAGCUACGGCACAAGCAGCAGCGCUGGAGCUCUCAAGCCUGGAUCCUCACCCAGAAAGGUGAACUCUCCUCGUAGGGUGGUUUCCUCCCCCAGAAAACAUCCCCAGUCCCCAAGAGGAGCUAAAAGAGGAGGCCUGGCUCCCACCUCUUUAGCUAACUUCUUCAUGGGUCCACCCGCCGCCAAGGAGACACCGAACACUAAGAAGAAUGAACAAACAGCUGCAUCCAAGAAAGUCGUAAAAGCGAAUGAGUGUGCCAAUAAGCAGAAAGACCCUGCAGUCAAAUCACAAACGGCUAAAGAGAAGAACAAUGAAGACCAGAGCAAGAAGACGGCCACCUCGCUCAUCCUGUUUGAAGAAGUGGAUGUUAUUUUUGAGGACGACUCAGGGUUUCUGGCUGCCAUCAAGACAUUUAUGACCACUACGAAGAGGCCAGUCAUUCUCACUACCAGCGAUCCUGCUUUCAGCACCAUGUUUGAUGGCAACUUUGAAGAGAUCCUUUUCAAAACGCCCUCAGUGCUGGAUGUGAGCAGCUUCCUGCAGCUGUUGUGUCUGUCAGAGGACGUGAGGACGGACCUGUUGGACAUCAGCUCUCUGCUCAGACUCAAUGGAUGUGACAUCAGGCAGAGUUUACUGCAGCUGCAGUUCUGGACUCGCAGUGCAGGAGGCCACGACGUUACCAGGCCGUUGACACACACUGGCAAAAAUGCUGAACUAAAGCCAGAGGCUAAUGAGGAGGCAGUAGGUACGUCUGUGUGUGCAGCGACCGUCCCGUCCUCUCUCCCUCCCUGUGACACCGGCUGCACUCAGAGCAUGCUGGGUUUGCUCAACGUCGAACCUGAGAGAGACAUCUGGGAGCUGCUCAGGAGCCAGAGUCCGGUGGAGGAGAUGUUGUGCUGGGAGCUGCUGACAAACAGCAAGCGACGAGGAGUGGACCUGCUCUAUUCCAACAUGGAGACACUCUUAGCUCUACCACUCACGCUGUUGACUAUCCCUACCUACAAACCAGAGCAAUCUGUUUCUGCAUCACAAGACCCUCCUUCUAUUGAUCCAAAAGAGCUGCCAUCCCACGGCACGUUACUGCACGCGGCAGAGUCGGCGGAUUGCUCGGACGACGGCAGUCCGGUUAAAAUGUCCAACAGAAUGAGGAAGAACAAGAAGAGGCACCAUCUACCUGACCAGGAUGGACUGGACUCGGACUCAGAUGAUGGUUUUCUAUCUCUUUGCAAGCCGCAGGGCGCUCCUCCUCAGGCAAAGGAGGGAGUCAAAGAGCGUAUAGUUUCAGAGGCGGCGAGGAGGAAGCCACUGACUCCUGAGGAGCGCGUAAAAAGUCUCCCAGUCUCCCAGUGUCUAGAAGCAAUAGCUGACUUCUUUGACAACAUGUCGUACAUGGACUCCUCCCUGCUCGUUCAUCCAGAAGGAGGUGACGGUCACAGAAGGAUGACGCCGGUCGGCGCAGUGGUGAAAGACGGGAUGACGGAUGAGUCGAGGGUUGAGACUGACAGAGGGAGUUGGGUGAGAGGGGGUCACUUCCUGGAGAUCCCGGCUGCCGUCGAGGCUCUGAGCUUCCACAAGUGUCGGGUCUUGGUAGCGGAGGCCUGGAGCAAAGCCCAACAACUGGAGAGGGAGCUGGGAAAGGAGGCUGCAGCAGAACUCGCCCUGCCUGUGGCCGCUCAUCGUCAAGGUUACAGCUUCACUCAGGACGGUCCCUGUCAACCACAGCUGGUCCAGCGGAGGAGAGAAGUGAUGGAGAGUCUGAUGUUCAGAGGAGUGUUUGGUACUCUGGGCAACAGACCAGCAGCUGCUCUGGACUACUUGCCGGCCCUUCGCAACAUCUGCAGAUCAGAGCAGCUGAAGGAGCAGGGCAAGGUCAAACGAAGGUUCCUGCACUACCUAGAUGCGAUCCAGCUCGGUCUUGACAAGAGCACUCUGCAGCACCUCGCUGAAGACUUCCCCUGAACCGUCAGACGUGUUCUCACGAUCACACAGAAAGGCCCUUUGAGUGCUCACAUUUAUUAACGUCCAUAUUAGAAUGGAAGAAGUGACACACUUACAGGUUGUGUUGUGACACGAGGAUGAAUAAUCAGGCAGCACUGUACAUCCGCUCUUUAUGAUCCGGCAUGAGAUGAGCUGGUCAGAAGGUUGUGUGUGUGGAGGAGACAAAGGACAGUCUGAAGACGUUUCCAUGUUUCUUCUAAGAUGGAAAUGACUGAACACAGACAUCUCACCUGAAGGGCUCGCAGCUAAAUCACCUCAAACGCUAUCUCGUGGUGCUUUCAAAGAAUGCACUAAAGGUUGUUUUUUGUACAGUAGUGUUUUAUACGUUUGCAUCUUGCAAAAGUGUUUUUAAUCGAGUAGAGAAAUGUAAUUUGAGGAGCGAGUAUGUAUCAUUAAUGAAUUGUAAGGGAUUAACAUGUAAAAUAGAAUUUGUAAAGGUCGUGUGUAAAGUGCCAUCCUCCACAUAAAGUACUGUUGAUUCACUCAGGAUCGAGUUCAAGUGACCCCCCUUAAGUCACCGUCACAUCCAUCACAGUGAUUUUUUUUAUUAUUAUUAUUUGAUAUUUUGUUUUUUUCAGCCUUAAAUAUGUACACACUUAACUCACAGUGGGUUUCUGUUGUGACCAAAUAAAGGUUUAUAACAACUAAAUAGAUGAAUUGUCUCACGGUGUACUGUAUGUGCUGUAUUAUUAAAACUGAACUUCAGUGUGA
Molecule: messenger RNA, 6329 nt
Organism: Sebastes umbrosus (honeycomb rockfish)
Lineage: Eukaryota; Metazoa; Chordata; Actinopteri; Perciformes; Sebastidae
Gene: atad5a
Product: ATPase family AAA domain containing 5a
Cellular component (GO): nucleus
Molecular function (GO): ATP binding; DNA binding; ATP hydrolysis activity
Source: RefSeq, a predicted model, not a curated record